Molecule: messenger RNA, 1080 nt
Organism: Opisthocomus hoazin
Lineage: Eukaryota; Metazoa; Chordata; Aves; Opisthocomiformes; Opisthocomidae
Source: RefSeq, a predicted model, not a curated record
AUGGAGACGGGAGUCGGGGAUGCCCGUGCUGUGCAGGCUCCUCGCUGCGCCCAGGAUCGCUGCUCGGGCGACGAGGAGCUGAUUUCUGCCCCCCUGCCCUGGGGCUGGCUGCUGGGCUGGGUCUGGGGGCAGCAGGGUGGUUGGUCUGGCCCCGACGCUGGGCGCUUCCCGUUGCUCGUGUGGCUCGAGCGGCUCGUGGAGACCGGCAGGUAUUACGAAACCGGCAGUAUUAAGCCCGGAGUGAUUGGAGGAUCAAAACCAAAGGUCGCCACACCCAAAGUCGUUGAAAAAAUUGCAGAGUACAAGCGCCAAAAUCCCACCAUGUUUGCCUGGGAGAUCAGGGAUAGACUCCUCGCUGAGCGAGUGUGUGACAACGACACCGUGCCCAGCGUCAGUUCCAUUAACAGGAUCAUACGGACGAAGGUGCAGCAGCCGCCCAAUCAGCAGGUCCCAGCCUCCAGUCACAGCAUAGGUAUUCAGGAAUCUCCAGUACCAAACGGCCAUUCUCUCCCGGGCAGAGAUUUUCUUCGGAAACAGAUGCGAGGAGACCUUUUCACCCAGCAGCAGCUAGAAGUGUUGGAUCGAGUCUUUGAGAGGCAACAUUAUUCCGACAUUUUCACAACAACUGAACCCAUCAAACCAGAGCAGGCAACUGAAUACUCAGCCAUGGCAUCGUUAGCUGGUGGAUUAGAUGACAUGAAGGCAAAUAUAACCAGCCCUACUUCUGCAGAUUUGGGAGCGAGCGUUCCCGGGCCUCAGUCGUAUCCUAUCGUCACAGGUCGCGAGCUGGCAAGCACGACCCUCCCAGGAUACCCUCCGCACGUCCCUCCCGCCGGACAGGGCAGCUACUCCGCUCCGGCGCUGACAGGAAUGGUGCCUGGGAGCGAGUUCUCUGGGAGCCCGUACAGCCACCCACAGUAUUCAACGUACAACGAUUCCUGGAGGUUUCCCAACCCCGGACUCCUGGGGUCCCCGUACUACUACAGCGCUGCAGCCCGCGGGGCACCACGACCCUGUCCUCUCCUCCUGAGGACAAUGGAGAAGCCCCCUGACCCUGGUGAGAUGAAGGUCCGGCCGUAG